Vitis riparia (riverbank grape) is the source of this 4186-nucleotide messenger RNA. RefSeq names its product exocyst complex component EXO70A1-like. The transcript is spliced from 17 exons. Bases 222 to 2240 code for a protein of 672 amino acids. The record is from RefSeq and is a predicted model, not a curated record. Gene Ontology annotation, cellular component: exocyst. Gene Ontology annotation, molecular function: phosphatidylinositol-4,5-bisphosphate binding. Gene Ontology annotation, biological process: exocytosis. NCBI's taxonomy places the organism in Eukaryota, Viridiplantae, Streptophyta, Magnoliopsida, Vitales, Vitaceae.
UUUAAGGAAGGUUCGAUGUUUUAGGAAAGUUUGAAAAAGCAUCGAACGGGAUUCUGAGAUUUUGAAUUCCCUUGAUGAACAAAAUCGAUACAAUUUAAAAAUCACGCAACAAAUCAACCAAAAGAGAAAUUCCAAAGAAUCCAAAUCCACUCAACCCAUCCAAACAAAAUAAAUUUACAAAAACGACUCACAUUUUGGAAUUCACUUCAUCAAUCUCUGCGAUGGGUGUUCCUCAGGCCAUGCAAACCCUAAGCGAGAGAGCAGCAUUCACGAGGGAGUCUCUGCAAAAGAGCCAGACCAUCACGGAUAGUAUGGUCGCCAUUCUCGGCUCCUUCGAUCACCGCCUCUCCGCUCUCGAAACCGCCAUGCGUCCCACUCAGAUAAGGACGCAUUCGAUUAGGAAGGCCCAUGAGAAUAUAGAUAAGACACUGAAGGCGGCUGAAUUGAUACUGGCCCAAUUUGAUCUCACCCGCAAGGCGGAGGCUAAAAUACUGAGAGGGCCACACGAGGAUCUAGAAAGUUACCUAGAAGCAAUGGAUCAACUGAGAAGCAUUGUUCAUUUUUUCAACUGUAACAAAAGUUAUAAGAGCAAUGCUGGAGUGCUUAAUCAUGUCAAUAACUUACUUGCAAAAGCUAACUUAAAGAUAGAAGAGGAGUUUAGACAGCUCUUGACAUCUUACAGCAAACCAGUGGAACCUGAUCGCCUUUUUGAUUGCCUCCCCCACUCUCUACGACCAUCAUCAGGGUCACCUGGGCAUCAGGGUGAAGCUACUGGCAAGAAUCCUUCUUCUACCAAUCACUCUGAGCACAACAAAAGCUUAGAAACUGCUGUUUACACUGCUCCAACUCUUAUUCCACCCAGGAUUCUGCCAUUGCUGCAUGAUUUAGCCCAACAAAUGAGUCAAGCUGGUCACCAACAACAACUCUACAAAAUUUAUAGAGAAACCCGUGCUUCAGCUUUGGAACAGAGUCUCAGGAAAUUAGGUGUGGAAAAACUUACUAAAGAUGAUGUCCAGAAGAUGCAGUGGGAAGUUUUGGAGGCUAAGAUUGGAAAUUGGAUUCAUUUCAUGCGGAUUGCUGUCAAAUUGCUAUUUUCUGGGGAAAAGAAAGUCUGUGGUCAAAUAUUUGAUGGUGUUGAUUCUCUCAGGGAUCAAUGUUUUGCAGAAGUUACUGCGAACAGUGUAGCUGUGCUCCUUAGUUUUGGAGAUGCUAUUGCCAAAAGCAAGAGGUCCCCUGAAAAAUUAUUUGUUCUCUUAGACAUGUAUGAGAUAAUGCGAGAACUUCAUUCAGAGAUUGAAACAAUAUUUGAAGGUCAGGCCUGUGUCGAAAUGCGGGAAUCUUCAUUGAGUUUGACAAAGCGGCUAGCUCAGACAGCCCAAGAGACAUUUGGUGAUUUUGAAGAAGCCGUAGAAAAAGAUGCCACAAAAACUGCUGUUCUUGAUGGAACUGUGCAUCCUUUGACAAGCUAUGUAAUUAAUUACGUGAAGUUUUUAUUUGACUAUCAAUCGACAUUAAAGCAACUCUUCCAAGAGUUUGGCGAAGGGGAUGCUGAUGCUCAAUUAGCAUCUGUGACAACACAGAUUAUGCUGGCUCUUCAGAAUAACUUGGAUGGGAAAUCCAAGCAAUAUAAAGAUCCUGCAUUGACUCAAUUAUUUCUUAUGAAUAACAUUCACUACAUUGUCAGAUCAGUGCGAAGGUCAGAAGCAAAGGAUUUGUUGGGGGAUGAUUGGGUGCAAAUACACCGAAGGAUUGUACAGCAGCAUGCAAACCAGUAUAAGAGGGUAUCUUGGGCAAAGAUUCUGCAGUGUCUGUCCAUUCAAGGUGCUGCUUCAUCAGGUGGUGGUGGUGCGAUUGCAGAAGCUGGUAGUGGCAGUGGAGUUUCAAGAGCGAUGGUGAAAGACAGGUACAAGACCUUCAACAUCCAGUUUGAGGAGCUUCAUCAAAGGCAAUCUCAAUGGACAGUUCCAGACAGUGAGUUGCGAGAGUCAUUGAGGCUGGCAGUUGCUGAAGUUCUCCUACCUGCCUACAGAUCUUUCAUUAAACGUUUUGGGCCUAUGAUUGAAAAUGGAAAAAACCCGCAUAAGUACAUCAGAUACACUCCUGAGGAUCUUGAGCACAUGCUGAGUGAAUUCUUUGAGGGGAAGACCCUGAAUGAACUAAAGCGAUGUCUGACAUGUCAUGAGAAAACACCUGCUGAGAGAUCAAGCAGGAGAACAGAGAGGAUCCAUGCUGUGCUUUGACCUCAAGAACCGAAGGAGUUUAGUAGUCGGGAGUUAUUGAAGAAACCAAAAGAAAAUUAUGGUGAGAACAUGGAAGAAAAGCAUAAGUUGCAUGAUUCUAGGUUUCAUUGACAGGACACGAUUAUUAAAUUGGAGAAAGAAUUAGAGGCUAAGUUAUUUACACUAGACAUAUAGCACAAAUGGUUAAGUUUUCUUAAUCUGUAAAAAAGUGAUAAUAUCCUUAUAAAUGUCUCACAUUUGAUCUCAUGUUUAACUAGUAAAUUUCAAGAAAUUAGUUAUAAAUCUUCCAUUGAGAUGAAAUUAUAUUGAUAACAUUUUGCCUUUAUAUUUGGUUUGCUGUAGAAUUACUUUUUAUAUCAGAAGUUGGUGGAAAAAUGAUAUUUCUCUUUCUGGGAUAAGGACAUGGCACACAUAAUUAGGUUGAUUAAAGGUUUGUUGCUACUAUAUUUGCUUUGAGCCCACAUUCAAAAUACCAAAGCCUUGCAAAUUGAAGGUGAUAGACCCAGAUUAACAAUAAGAAAAUCUGUGCUUCAUGAUGCUGGUACUCUUGUUGGUAUGUAUUUCCAAGAGUCAAACCUGUGACUUCCAAAUCUUAUGAGAAGAACAUGUUAAAUUAUCAAAGUUCAGCUAUUUUUUCUUCUUUUAUAUAUCUUGGGGACAAAAGGAAGUGUUUGUGCAACAUAGUGUGCCUUCCUGGAAAAUUUGCUCGUUUUAAAAUAUCAUUGAUAGUAUGAUUAUAUCAAGAAACUAUCUUUUCAACUUAUAGCAAAUAAGAGACAUGAAUCUCUUUCUUUUAUUUGUUACACCUAUGAUCCAAUCUUACAUGGAACAUAAAUCACUAGCAUAUCAGACAAUGGAGCAUAGAUUGUUAUGAUAUGGGGAAUGGAAAUGAGUACACAAAACAGUAUAUAAACUGGAACGUGGUAAAUCGGUUAGGCUUAAAUGGUCCAUCAUUUGGUUAUUAAAAAUUAGAUUGCUGUAAGAUAGUUAAAUGCAAUAAUACCUUUUUUUUCCCAUUUCUAUAGAAGGGGCUAUAUGUUGGUAGUUCUCUCUCCUUUUUGGCAACUUUUUAUUUUUUCCUUUAAAAUGGAUUGACCAUGUAAUGCCACAAAACUACUUAUUUCAUAUUUCUGUUAUUCUUUUGGUAUGUUAUAACUGUUGAUCCAGUUUGCUUUAAAGACUUGUAUCCUCUUGCAUUUUGUUAACUAUUUGUAAUCUUGUUUUGUAAAAUUCAAUGAUAUAUGAAGGAUGUAUGGCACAUUUGAGAUUAUAUGAUCAAUAUCAUUGGUCAAUAGGAUCACCUCUCUUAAGCUAGUUUCAUUUGGAAAUCUACAUCCCCACCUAAAGCAAAAGCCUUUUGUAUGGUCAGUGGCAAAUAAGCAACACCAACAAGAAGCUAUAGGGAUUUGUUAUAAGUUGUUUGCAUAGCUGGGAUAGACAGGGUUUCUCAGAAUUUUGACAAAUAGGAUGAUUAUCUCUUUUAAGGAGUUUGGGAGACUCCCUAGAGGUGGAAUUCUUCGGUAAUUGGUGAGCCUCACUUUGAUUUGGAUAAGGUCAAUAAUUUUGUCAAGAAUUUGGUUGAUUUAUUUUCUUCUCUAUGACUUUAUAUUUUUGAAGCUUUGAACAGGUACUCCCUUGAAUCGCAUUUUGCUAUAUUGAAACGAAGCAGUACCAAAAUUUUUAUAGGAGUGAAGUGAGUUGAGCAUGUACAUGUUUGUCCUGUAUAGGGAGUGUAUGUAUGGAGUAAACUUUUAUUCUGAGGAGAUUUUUUCCAUUGAUUUAUAUGUGUGUGUGUGUGUGUGUGUGUUUGCAUUUAAUGGUUUGUUUAGUUGUCUGUUUCACAACAACAGAGACAGGUUUCAUCUUGAAGAAUACUUGCUGCAUGUAUUACUGAAAAUUCCAAGUACCCUAUUUCUUGAAUAAAAUUGAAGGAGAUAUUUUUUUGA